AAGGACAGCGCUUUUUUUCUGUACUGUAAAAGGGACGUAAACGUCACGAGAGUGUCGUCAUAGCUACGUAAAAGCUCGAGACAGCAAACCGUAUUCCAACGGGAGAAUAUUUCUAGGGUGCUCGCGCGGCUGGAAAAAACAACAACAACGAUUGUCUUGUUUUUGUUUUUCGCCAAAACGACAUGAAUGACAGAUGUGACACUUUGGAUCACUUUUUAAUCGAUUUUAAUCGCCGGGCUUUUCGGAGAAGCGCGUUAAUAAAUCCGUUGUUUGGAUGUUCAGUCGAGCUCGGAGUGUGUAACGGUGUUAACGGGACGCCUCUGGCUUCACUGCACACUCAGCACGAGCGCCAGCGCGAGCUAGUCCGUUAGAGGCUUCUCCCCGCAUCCCUCUGUCCGUCCGUGCCCCUGCUGAGAGCGCGCGCGUGCAAGAGCGAUGUUGCCGUGUUUGCGCAGAGUUUUACGGCCGGCUCUCGCGCUCCGCCCGCUCGUGCCCGUCUCUAACCUGGGCACGCACGCGCGCAAUGAGCCCGUGGACCCGCUGAGCUCGCCGCAGGGAGCGCGAGACUUUAUCUUCGGCCUCCAUCCCGCCGAGCGCUCGUGCCUGCUGCGGGAACUGCACCGUUUCGAGUCCAUCGCCAUCGCACAAGAGCAAAUGGAAAUGGCUCCUCCCACUACGGCGCAGCUGAGAUAUGUUCUGCUUCACAACGCCAUUCCCUUCAUCGGCUUCGGCUUCCUGGACAACGCCAUUAUGAUCGCUGCGGGUACGCAGAUCGAGCUGUCUAUAGGAGUGAUCUUGGGCAUCUCCACCAUGGCAGCUGCUGCUCUCGGGAACCUGGUGUCAGACCUGGCUGGACUCGGUCUUGCAGGUUAUGUGGAAGCUCUGGCCUGUAGACUCGGCAUGCAGAUUCCCGACCUGAGUCCUAAACAGGCGGACAUGUGGCAGACCCGAGUCAGCUCUCAGAUGGGCAAAGCCAUCGGAGUGGGAAUCGGCUGCAUCCUGGGAAUGUUUCCUCUCUUCUUCUACAAAGACGACGAGAAGAAGAAGGAGGACGGAGCGCAGGACCCGCCUCCUCCUCCUCCUCCUCCUCCUGACUCCGCCUCCAAGAGCGCAUGAUGGAGAGCGGCGCUCCUCCCCGACGUCCUGUAAACGAAACGAACUGAUCAAACCGCGAGCCGAGCUGCCGACCGCAGCGUAUGUUCAUCCACACGUAUGCGCAUGGUUUUCUUUAACCGCGUCCUUGUGCUGAACUUAUUUUCAGUGAUCCUGAAGUUCCUCAGAAACGAGAGCAUGAAGGGAAUCUUCAACCAUUCUGCCUGCUUUUUUGGUUUUUUUUUUUCAAAUUGAUUGAAAGUUGUUGUUUUCUUUCCUCUUUCUAGAAAUCCAUCACUAAUAAUAAUCUGAUUCGUCCAUUUCCUCUCACAUUCGCGAUUCAAUUUUGAUCUUUGUUCUUUUUGUCGCCAUUCACAUUUAGUGCGUUAACGUUGAGGACGCACAAAAGACGUUUUGUCGUCAGGCGUAAAGUCGACCAAAGAAGAGAAGUGAAUUUACUCGACGCUUAAAGACGACGUGAAACACCAACCGUAACACGUUUUUAUCCCUCUUCUUCUUCAGUGUGGGGUUUGGGGAUGGGGCGGGAUAACGUGAUUAUUAUUGCUUAAUAUUAUUUUCCUUAUUUGCACGUGCAUGGUGAUGUAACCCAAAAAUAGUGUGAAAAAAUGGUUUUUGUAAAGUUAUUGCGUUUUGAUGGAAGAUUUAGGAAAACGUGGCGCACGGUGGCGUAGUGGUUAGCACGUUCGCCUCACACCGCCGGGGUUGGGGGUUCGAUUCCUUGUGUGUGCGGAGUUUGCAUGUUCUCCCCGUGCCGUGCUGCGGAGGUUUCCUCCCCAGUACAAAGACAUGGUAGGCUGAUUGGCGUGUCCAAAGUGUCCAUGGGUGUGUGAAUGUGAAUGCGCCCUGCGAUGGAUUGGCACCGCGUCCAGGGUGUACCCCGCCUUGUUCUCAUGCUCUCUGGGAUAGACUCCAGGUUCCCGCGACCCUGUAGGAUAACCGCUAUCGAAAAUGGAUGGAUUUCGGAAAAACUAAAACUUUUUGUAUUUUACGCGACACUUAAUGAAAAAUGGGUUUUUUAACAUUUUUGUUGCGGCUUCAUUUAUUAACAGCGUUAUACUUUUUUUUUUUCGCUUUCCUCCAGUUAUUGAAAUAGUUGAGUUGAAAUCUCUGAUUUCGUAAUAACGCACUAACUCACAAUUGUACGUAUUUAACAUCGUAACAUGCGACGCACUCCCUCUCUCCUGACCGUCAGGGAACUUAUUACAAUAUCAAUAUCAACAGUUUCACUUCUGCGCACAUGCUGAUGUCAAUGGAUUGAAAUGGAACCGAAUGUGAGUCAAAUCCUUAGUUAAUAUCACGUCACUGGAGUGAGAACGCGGAUUUUUACUCCCGGAAAUACUGGAUGAGCCUGUUACUUAUUUAAUCAGGCGUUUACUUCCGUGGGACAAAAUAUCAUCUACUGCAUCAUCAGUGUACACUUUAAUUGAAAUAACUCAAUAUCUCUGUGCAUCAUAGACACUGGAAAUCAGGACUUUAUAAGAGUUUAUGCUGUGUGUUUGAGUGUUUCAUUUGGGAAUCAGUUUAGAUUUAGGAAAGCAGUUUAAUGAGAUCGACGUGAUUUCUCCUCCGGGUCACUAGGGGGCAGCGAUGAAGACUGAAAGAAGGAACGCUACAAAAUGUGGGAAUCUGAACAAGCGCCACGUAUUGUUCUGAGUCAACGCACAAAAAUACACACACACGCACACAUUAAGCUAGCACAUGCUGAUUUACCUGAGUGACAGGUGUCCCGGGGGUCGACAUGGGCGGAGCUUAAGACAAUUGCAGAUGUGACCGGCGUGAUUUAGUGCUUAAUAUAAAAUACAGUUUUGCACAGUAUGGUCAUUUAGCAAGAGUAGCUAAACUUCGUUUCGCUUGGCUAACGUUAACAUCGUGACUUCAGCUAAUAAACAUUGUAAAGCUAUUUAAUUGCAUCAUUAAAAUCAGUACAAAAGUUUCUCAGCAAGCUCGCUAAUAUUCAGCUACGUACAACGUCGCGCGGUGAGCCUGUGCAGUAAGCGUUAUUAUAAUCAACCAGAAAGGGACUACGGAUAAUAAAAAAACAAAUACGUAAAGACGAUUCAUAAAAUGGCGUUAGCUUUUGAGCAACAGAAAUACAAGAUGUAUAGAGUUGGAAAUGCGUUCAAUAUUUUCCCAAAACGCACUCCAAAUUUAGAAGAUUGGAAGAAGCAAUGUUAGCCUCGGAUAACUAUUAGCUAACCGUUAGCAUUUUUUGGAGCUAGCUGAUCCAAUGUUAUACGAUCGAGCCUGUGAUUGGCAGAUUGGCGAAUUCAACUUAAGCUCCGCCCUCGUUCGCCAACCUCGCAGAUUCAGGAUAUCCUUACGCACACUACAUAGACACGUCAUAUACACUACAUGAGCAUUCCGCAGACCUCAGGCAUGCUUCUGUGUUAUUACACACCUUAAUACAGAGGCGAUGUGACGAGAAAAUCUUCAUUUACACCCGUGAUGAUGUCGUCGUGAUAAAUGUGGCUUUAGCAUGUUAUAAAUAUAUCUAGUUCUGUUAUCACAGCAUCACGACUACAAGCUGCAAAACUACACUGAAGGCUAAAAUGCUAGCUGUAGCGUUCCAGUUAGAAAGCUAAGCUAGCUUAGGAAGGGUUUUUAAGUACUUAUUUUGGCCAGAAAAGGUGUUUUUGUUUUUUGUUGUUGUUUUGUUUUGUUUUUUAUCUCAUAAGCUAAAAAAAAAAAUAUUAGGUAAACUUUUUUUUUUUUGCUUAAAUAAAACCGGUCCACAAGUUAUUUAGCACGCUAGUUAAUAUUAGGCUAGCUGUUUCACUGAUUUGUUUUCACUAGGAAGCUAGCAAAACGUAUACUAAUGAUUAUAGUUUGCUCAAACAAUACAAAAUGUCAUUUAUUUCUAAAGCUCAAAUGCUGCGAAUCGCACUGAGUAAAUAAAAAAGAACUAUUUAAACGAAUUAGCUUUAUGAUUUAAAUGCUAGUUAGACACAGUUAAAUCUGUAGUGAUCAUGUGACCAAGUUCCACACAAAUCCAAAAGAUUUUCAGCCUUUGGUUUUAGUGAAACGUUCACCGUAGUAUUAAUACUGAAUAUUAUUUGUUAUGGUUUGAUUGUGGUGAGAUAAUGGGACUAAAAUUAAUUUAAGUGAAUUUUGUUUUGCUGGAUUUUUUCGCACAUCUCUCUCUCUCUCUCUCUCUCUCUCUCUCUCUGCACACUCGGUUAAUCUGCAUGUUACACUGAUGUUUUUAUUUUAUGUUCGUUAUUUAUUUGUGUGUCAGUCAUGAAAUGCUGUUAUGUUUUAUUCAGAGCAUACUGACCGUGAUUUAAAGAGAUCAAAACUGCUCGAAAUUGUGAAGUGUUGUCGGAUGGCGUAACCGUGGCAACACCACAUCUCUUCAUCGGAGAUGGAACGAAGGUGUGCGGGAUCUCUCUGACCUCUGUGACGUUACACUUACAUUCGGGAACAAAGAAGGAAGCACAAGCGUUGAGAAGUGUGUGUGUGUGUGUGUGUGUGUGUGUGUGUGUGAGAGAGAGAUUUGUGUUCAUUAGUGAUUUAAUCAGAGACAUCAUUAGCUUGUAGUGACUAUGCAUUAAAGGUGAAAAACGCCACAGAAUGUUUUUAUACCUGCAUGCUGAAUUAUUUAUUAAACUUCUGAAAGGAGAUAGAAAUGUUUUUUCGAUUAUUUUAUCUUUGAAUGUUAUCUGUAAUUAAAUUUCGAGAUGACCUUCA
Molecule: messenger RNA, 4800 nt
Organism: Ictalurus punctatus (channel catfish)
Lineage: Eukaryota; Metazoa; Chordata; Actinopteri; Siluriformes; Ictaluridae
Product: transmembrane protein 65
Exons: 7
Coding region: 436-1116 (226 amino acids)
Biological process (GO): cardiac ventricle development; regulation of cardiac conduction
Cellular component (GO): mitochondrion
Source: RefSeq, a predicted model, not a curated record